AUGGUCACUGUUGCAGCGCUCCCGGAUUACCUGGUGACAACCCCUGUCUUUGAGGAAAACACAACACACGAGUACGACACUUUCGGCGUGUUCAUCCACCCACAUUGGUACAAGUUCCCUUUGAUACCGCCGGCCUGGCAUUACGCCAUGGGUGUUUUCAUCACUUUCGUCAGUGUGUUCGGAUCCUUGGGAAACUUUCUGGUUAUGUACAUUUUUGGAACAACAAAGUCUUUGCGGACGCCAUCAAAUAUUUUCGUGCUUAACCUUAGCAUGAGUGACACCAUCUUCUCUGUUAUCAACGGCUUUCCUUUGAUGACCAUUUCCUGUUUUAGCAGACGAUGGAUUUUCGGCAAAGUAGCCUGUGAACUCUACGGUCUGGUCAGCGGUAUGUUCGGCCUCAUGUCCAUCAACACGCUGGCCGCUAUAGCUCUUGACCGUUACAAUGUCAUCGCCCGUCCCAUUAAAGCAUCCAGGGGCAUGAGUUAUCGCAGAGCUUUCACGAUGUUGAUGUUCGUCUGGUGCUGGUCAGCAACCUGGACCAUCCCGCCACUCUUCGGUUGGGGAGCCUACAUUCCAGAGGGAUUCCAAACAUCUUGUACGUUCGACUACUUGACACGCACCGACCACUUCCGGUCUUACAUUCUGUGUAUGUACAUCUUUGGAUUCGCUUUGCCGCUGAUGGUGAUACUGUUCUGUUACGUUCAGAUCUACAGCGCCGUAGCUAAACACGAGAAGGAAAUGGGUAAAAUGGCCAAGAAGCUCAAUGCAGAGAUCCGCCAGGGUCAGAACGCCAAACGGGCGGAGAUCAAGACUGCCAAAGUAUCACUGACCAUUGUUUUAGGUUUCCUGUUGUCAUGGACGCCGUACGCAACAGUUGCCCUCAUUGCACAGUUCGGACCUGCGGAGCUGGUGACCCCAUAUGUUUCUGAGAUCCCUGUGAUGUUUGCCAAGGCAUCGGCCAUGCAUAACCCUGUGAUCUACGCACUUUCUCAUCCAAGAUUCAGAGACGCUGUCGACAAAAGGUUUCCAUGGCUACUGUGCUGCUGUGGCGUGUCGGAGAAAGAGAAGGAGCUUGUGAGACAGGCUACCAUGGAGAAGUCCAACAUGAACAGAACGGACAGUGUCAACAGCGCGGCAGUGGGCGGAGCCCAGAGCAAUAUCAGCGAAAUCAGCAACUUGGACAGUGAUCAAGGUUACGAUGACCCGGAACCACCUGCCCGAUCCGGCAUGCAAAUGAGAAACGUCAAGAAAGAGUGUGGCCCCGCCCAGACCGACAACAACACCAUCAUCAAGGACAUCAUUCACGCCUUUGCUGGAGCCAUGACGGCACAGGCAGGAGCCCAUCAGGUACUUGUGUGGUGU
Messenger RNA from Candidula unifasciata, 1362 nucleotides. The record is from the annotation of a GenBank genome assembly. Lineage: Eukaryota; Metazoa; Mollusca; Gastropoda; Stylommatophora; Geomitridae.